AUGUCCCGACGGCCGCUGACGGGGGCGCGCCGGCGGAGCCAGCUGCUGGAGGCCGCCGUCCUGAGGGAGGCGCGGGAGACCCCCGCCGAGACCCCCGCCGAGACCCCCGCGGAGACGGCGAGGGGCAUGCAGGCGCACGCGGAGCCCGGCGUGGACGCGCACGCCGUCUCGCAGCCUCCCCAAAAUAACAGCGGCUUCUGCAUGAACGCACUCGCAGGAGAAUCCCACGCGGGCUCGGGGGGGCCGGAGCAGGUCAGGACGAGCCCGGCCGCGGUGACCCCUCGCACAGCCUCACCUCCACCCCCGCCCCCGCCCCCGCUCUCCCUCAUCAAUCAUCCCGUUGCCGUCGCCGACCAGCCGGCAUCUUUUGACCCCACGGCAGCACGAGAAUUCCCUUCAACCUUGAGUCCCGCCCCCCUCGGUCCCGGCCCCCCAGCCGACCCCGCCUCCUCUGCUCUCCCCGUGGAGGCGGAGAGGAAGUACGCCCUGCGCAGCUCCGGGCGUCCGCGCUUCCCCUGUCACCUCCGGAAGUCCUCCCGCAUCCGGCGGAGCGCCGAGGACGGAGACAGGAAGGGGCGGAAGGAGAAGGACCCGGAGGAGGGCGGGACGGUGGGAGCGCCGGACGACCCGCUGCUCAGAGUCCGAGAGGAGGCGGGGGCCGCGGGCGAGGGGAAGGAGCCCCCCUCCGGGGACGGGAAGGGCCCCGCUGUCCCCUGCCCCGCGCAGCUCCCUGUAGCUCUAACCGUCCCCUCCAAACCGGCUCCUAAGGCCACACCCAAAUCCGGGCCCAAACCGGGCCCUAAGCUGGGCCCCAAACCCGGGCCCAGACCCUCCCCCAAGUCGGCCCGGAGACCCGGCCCUAAGUCCGUGCAGCGUACCUCUCAGACCUCGGCUCCUUCCGGCCGCCCGGGCCCGCACGCCGCCUACCCUCGCACGGCCAGCCUUCCCGGACCCCCGCCCGCCGCUGUGAAGAAGGAGCCCGUGGAGCUGGAGGUGACCCCGGCGACCAAGCGCAGGCGGGGCCGCUUUGUGGGGGUGAGGAGGAUCGUGGUCAAAGUGGCCCGCAUUCCCGUCAACCUCAGCCGGCGGCAGAAGAGCUACAAGAUCUCCAACCUGGAGACGCUGUCGGGGCCGGAGAAGAGCAGCGAGGGGCUCCUCGAGGGCCCGGACCCCGUCCGCGAGCCCACCGCGCUCCUCCGCAUGAAGAACAACGGCAAGAGCGUCAUGGUGAUGUUCCCGCCCGGGGAGCUCCCGGUCAUCCUGAAGCGGCGGCGGGGUCGCCCGCCCAAGCAGGCGCCGCCCGGGAUACCGGGGGAGGCGGUCGGCAACGCCGUCGCCGGCGGCAACCCGGACCAGCCCAAGAAGCCGCGGCGGAGGCGGCGUACGAAGCUCCCGUGCCCCUACCCGUCGUACGUCAACGACACCAACGACGUGAAGAGCGAGUACGGGGACGUGCUCUCCAAGCUGGCCUUCCUGAACCGCCAGCCCCCCACCACGGCCCGCUGCUCCCCCCCCCGCUGCUGGACGCCCAGCGAGCCCGAGAGCUUCCACGUGCCGUCGGAGAACCCGGGCCUCUCCACGCUGCUGCACCGCCUCACGGGGUUCCGGCGCCGCGGCGGCCGGGGCGGAGGGGUGGGGCGGGGGGGCGGGACGGCGGGGGGCGCGGCCGGAGGGGACUUCAACAAGAACACCUUCAGCGACUUCUUUGAGUCCAUCGGCAAGAAGCGCAAGCUGAGCCCGCUGUCGGAGACGGGGCUGCCCCGGAAGAGGGGGAAGGGCGCCAACGCGGGCGGGACGGGGCGGGGCGGCGGCGUCGUGGGCAGCGAGCUGGGGGGGGACAAGCCGGUGAGGAAGAGACGCUCCCGGAAGAACGGGGCGCUGAAGGGGGAGGCGGGGGCCCUGGGUCCGGACUGGGGCAACGGAGCGGGCCCCUGGGGGGAGGAGGGCGGCAUGGAGAAGGGGGGGCCCUACCAGGCCUGCGGGUCGCCCAGGGGGGGGUUCUCCUCCUGCGAGGCGGGCAGAGGCGGGCCCUUCGGCGCGGCCGGCGGCGGCAGGGGAGCGGGGCCCGGCGCCGAGGGCCCCCAGGGGCUGUUCGCCGGGUACUUCCGCUCGCUCCUCGACUCGGACGACUCCUCGGACCUGCUGGACGGCGCCUCCCAGCGGGAGUCCCGCAAGGCCGCGUCCACCCCGGGCUACGAGCCGUCCAGCCCGGCGCCCGGCCCCAGCUGGUCCCCGGCCUUCCCCAAGCGGAGCCCCAAGGCCCCGGGGGCCGCGGGCGAGGGGCCCGCCCAGACCCAGCCCUCCUCCGCCAGGACUCCCUACAGCUACAACAGCCUGGCGCAGACCUCCCCCACCCCGCCCGGCUACCCCAAGCCGGCCGCCCCCUCCCUGUCCCUCUCCCACUCCCCCAGCAGCCCCCACCCCUCCUCCUACGGCUCCUACUCCUCGGGCUUCUCGGCCGCGUCUCCGCCCGGGGGGGGCGGGGCCCCCCAGAGGCCCCUGGACUGCAGCUUCUCCCUGGGGCCCGGGCAGAGCAAGGGGCCCGCCCUGAGCGCGGCUCAGAUGGGGUACUCUGGCUACCAGCUGGCCGCCAAGCGGGGCUUCGGCGGGUACCCGGGCGCAGGGCAGUCCCCGGCGGGGCGCGGGGAGCUGGGGGGCCCCACCUCUCCGGGGGGGGGGUACAUGUCGGUGGCUAAGUGCAGCCCGUUCAGCUCCUCCGUGUCCCCUGAGGGGUACCGGCAGUACAACGCCAGCCAGUGGAGCUACAGACAAGGCUACGGCGGCUGGGCUGCAGACAGCUUCGGGUCUCAGUACCACAACUACAGCGAGUACGGCUCCAGCGAGUCCAAGGACAUCCUGGACAUCUCCAACUACACCCCCCAGAAGGCCAAGCGCCAGCCCUUCCCCGAGAGCCUAUCAGAGUCCUCCUCCGACUCGUCCCACCUGAGCUCGGCCGCCACCGGCAGCGGGCCCAGCUCCGGGGGUGGCUCCUUCCGGCAGAAGGACUCGGCCCCCGUGUGCGCCGACGGCGGGCAGUCCAGCCUGUCCAGCCUGGAGAAGCUGAUGAUGGACUGGCACGAGAGCGCGGCGGGGCCCUCCUACAACUGGAGCCAGAACGUGCUCUUCCAGAGCGCCGGCAGCAGCAAGCAGGGCCGGGGCCGGCGGAAACGGGCCGAACCGCCGCCCACAGAGAAGGACCGGGGGGCCGCUCUCCCCCCGGAUUCCCCGUCCAUACCGUCCCCCACCCCGGCGCCCAAGCGGGGGGGAGCCGGAGGGCGGCCCCGCGGCUCCAGGGGCGGCAGGGGGGGUCUGUCCCCGUGUCAGAGGGAGCGGCCCUCCGGCGCCAAAGGCAGGGCCCGGUCGGCGUCCGCGCUGAGCGUCGGCGGGGCCGCGGGGGGGCCCGACUGUUCGGAACUGUUCCAGGAGGGGCCCGACUACUACAGCGGCGACAGCUGCAGCCUCUCCCCGCUGGCCACGCCCAACCCCGCUGCCCCGGGCCCCUACCUGCAGGACCCCUCCGAGUACCCCUCCCCCUACUCCGCCCACCCGUCCACGCCGUCCUCCGAGGAGCGCUACCCGGCCGUCUACCCCGGGGAGUCCUCCUCCUCGCUCUCGCCCAGCGUCUCCUCGCCCCCCUACCCGCCCAAGCCCACCCCGCCCCCCGCCCAGCAGGGCUUCCACCCGGGCCCCUCCAGGACCUUCUCCCCGUCCUGCUCGCCGGCGCCGCGGGCCGCGCCGCACGGCGGAACGGCGCUGAGCCCCCCCCCCCGCGCCCCGCCCAAAGACCCCCAGUACCCCCAGUACGACUCGCCCAGCUACUGUAGCUCCCCCUUCUGGUACGGACAGUCGUCACACAGCGGCAGCCUCAGCCCCCAGACGCACCCCGGCGGCCACUCCGGCCCCCACCCCCACAACCCCAACAACCCCCACAACUCCCACAACCCCCACCCCAACUCCCACAUGAGUCCCCACGGACACGCGCAGGGCAACCCCCUGGCCAGCACUCACGCCAACGCCCCCGGCCUGCACCCCCACCCCGCCGCCAUGGGCUUCGAGGACCGCCACCCCCCCUCCCCCAUGGCCCACAAGCGGGAGCUGAGCGGCCAGCAGCAGCAGCAGCAGCAGAUGGGCCCCGGACACCACCAGGGGCCCCUCCCUCACUCCCCGUACCACAAGCCCCCGCUGGACGCUUCCCCCCACCAGGAGGACAUGGGGGGCUACGCCCUGCCCCACCACCCCUACCAGGGGGGGGGCCAGCGCUACGCCGCCCAGGCGGGCCGGGGGGGGGGGGUGCUGUGCCAGCUGCUGGAGCCCGCCUCCGAGGAUGGCUUCAGCGUCACCAGCCUGUAGCAGCAGGUUCAUCCAAUCCAAGCUUUUACAGAAUUUGCAAAUGCAACACUUUUUUUUCAACACAACCGUCUUUGUGUGAGACUGUGAAGGGCGAGAAUUUAGCUGCCAGCUUUGGACAGUAAAGCUUUAAUUCUCCAGCAACGACAAUCAAGAUCCAACGGCAACACAAACACCAAAAUGCACAAAUAAACACACACACACACACACACACACACACACACACACACACACACACACACACACACACACACACACACACACACACACACACACACACACACACACAAACAGAAAUCCUUGCACAAACACAUAGAUAAAACACACGUCUGCCAUAAACAGACCCGCCACACACAAACACAAACACAGCCUGUGAACAAACGUAAACACAACACACACGCCUGUGGUCUCCCGAACGAAGGCCACACAGUGUGUGUGUGUAUAUAUGCAUUUGUUCCUUUCACAGAAACAGAUAACUUGCACAUGUGCAUACUCUCUCACACACACACACACACACACACACACACACACACACACACACACACACACACACACACACACACACACACACACACACACACACACACACACACACACACAGCACACACAGCACACACUCAGCUGGAGGGAGGGAACGGAGAUGAAAGAAGAUUGGCCGACUUGGACCGACAGCGAGACAGUCCUGUGGAUAAGCCACGCCCCUUGGAGACCUGCCAGGGCUGCCUCUGGAAGACUCACAGAACGGGGCUGGUGAUGUGCCAGGCACCUGGAAUACGGAAAAUACGGAUCAUAAUCCCUGUGCCGCAACCCCCCCCCCCCCUCUUCCUCUU
Messenger RNA from Gadus chalcogrammus (walleye pollock), 5177 nucleotides. It is a transcript of the gene ahdc1, whose product is annotated as AT hook, DNA binding motif, containing 1. The record is from RefSeq and is a predicted model, not a curated record. Bases 1 to 4350 code for a protein of 1449 amino acids. The transcript is spliced from 6 exons. NCBI's taxonomy places the organism in Eukaryota, Metazoa, Chordata, Actinopteri, Gadiformes, Gadidae.